Penicilliopsis zonata CBS 506.65 is the source of this 2715-nucleotide messenger RNA. RefSeq lists its product as hypothetical. Lineage: Eukaryota; Fungi; Ascomycota; Eurotiomycetes; Eurotiales; Aspergillaceae. The transcript has 4 exons. The record is from RefSeq and is a predicted model, not a curated record. Bases 1 to 2715 code for a protein of 904 amino acids.
AUGAAUACCCCUCCUCCACGGGCCAGUUCUGAAAUGUCAUGGUUCAGAGACCAGUCGCCGGCUACGUCAAAGACUCCUUCAACACCUCGUCAGGGCUCUAGAAGCUCAGAUAGCGGUGUCUCCACGCUCGUAAACCCUACGUCGUCUCUCCUGCAAGGCCUUAUCAAAGAACAACGGGCAUCUCGUGGAGCGAGGGGAACUCUCACCGAGGUGAGCGAUGAGGAUGGUCUACGAACACCAGAACCACUCCAGGAGGAUACACCUUCCGAGAGGCAGAGGAAAAUCAACGGUGCCCUUUCAGCGGGUCUCAAACAACCCCGAGAAAUGGGCGUCAGAGAAAUGGAUCAGUAUGUCUCGAAAAUCAAUAAACUCAACUUUGACCUUAAGCUUGAAAUCUUCCAUCGUACGCAGCAGAUGGCAGCUCUUGAGCAGAAGCUGGCACGGAUGCAAGAGCUAGAGAACGAGCUCAAGCGUAUGCAUGAGCUGGAAGAUGAAUUGGACGAGCUCCGAAACGUGGAGGACGACAACCAGAGACUGCGAGAAUCAAACGAGGAGCUGCGGGAGGAACUCGAUAAGCGGGACCAGGCCAUCACCGAGGCCGUCGAACUCAUCUGCCAACUUGAACAGAAGGUCGAGGAACUUGAAGAAACCGGUGACAUUUCGCGAAAUUCCACACCUCGUCCUCACAGUAGCGAUGGUCCAAGGGGUUCUGAAUUACUCGUUCCGGAAAAGACACCUCCCGCACCCAUCGCGUUCGAUAUUCCGGAAAGGAAAUCCUCCAGGCGAGGAACGAGCAUGAACAACAGCCGUCAGGUGUCUUUAGAAUCUCGCCACCUCAAGAGAGCCCCGUCUUUCCUUCGCGAGGAAAACAGAAACACCGCCACUCUACGAAGUCUAUAUGCCCCUAGUCACAAACAAUCUCAUAGUCCAUCGAGCGUUGUGACAAAAACGGAGAGCGUCCCAUCCGUCCAUGAUGGUGCCGAGUCACCUCGAUUGAGUGUUUUGAGCGAAUGCAGUGAUCUCAACCCGUUUGACAGCCCGACUAGACAAAAGGGAUUCGAUCAGCUUCAAAUACCUAUACGUUCUAAGCCGGUAUCUAUCAGCACGACAGAUAGCUUUUUACCGGACCUCGAAGAAUAUCAGGGACCUCGAAUCCGCGUCGACCAAUGGAUCUCCCCUCGGCCAGAUCCCUUUGAGAUCAACAUGCAAAAGCGGCGGAACCGUGCUUCCCUUGACGUUCUCAAGCAGCCAUACCAACUCAACUAUGAAGAUGGGGCAGUCUUCAAUCGAGAGUCCAAAAAUAGCUCCCUCGACCAGAAGUCUCGCGCCAAGACAACCGUUUAUGGGGGAUCCCGACUACCCCCUACUCCUGACACGAUGAGCACAGCUCACGCUGGCACCACUAAUCGGUCAAAUGGUAGUAGUGACAAAGGCACAUCUGGACAGAAUUCUUUGAAUCAGGGGCAUCAGUUGGCAAGGCCUCGAUCGGCGGACGAGCUGACGCUGCGCCGAGACUCCGGGAACAGUGAGCUCGCAGACAGCUUGGAUUUGAGCUGUGGACCUAGCAUGGAUCACGAUAGGGAUGAUGACGUUCCGACUCUCUUCCCAUUUGGUCUUGAGCUACCUAAAGCUGCCGAACUGCUUGGCCCCGCGGAGCCCCUCACGUCGAAGCGCAGCCGCAUCUUCAAGGAAGAUGGGAUGGAGUCCAUCUACCCUUCAAAUGAAGAAGGGCAUUCUCCAUCCGUGAGACCUACCAUACCCAUAUCACAGACCCCAGAACCUACAUAUUCAUCGCCCCCGUUGACGCCACAAGACUGGAUUGAUGCUGCUAAAUUGAGUCCUCGUCCCCGGAUAAGCAUGAAACGUAGAGCUGCGCCGGUGGAUGAGGACUCGCCAAACGUACCACAGGCUGGUACACAUCAUCACCAUGGUCUGGCGGGUAGCCGAGCUCCCAGCCAGACGGCUUUCCUUUCCCGUCGAUUCAGCAUUGGUUCUGGCCUGGAAGAACCCGAACUCCAUUUAGACCAGACGCUUCCCAAUCCUCCGCGAGCAGUGGCCCAGGAGCAGGAGCCAAAGAAACGACGGAGCCUUCGGCCCACCUUCUUUGGUCGUUCCCAUAACGCGCGGCGUCUUCAGCCCUCACCGAUUGCGGAGCCCGUUGUUGUGCCAGAUGACAGUGCACCUUCACCCAUCAUUCGGAAGACAAGACAGGCCACUAUCGGGAAGCGUGAUGGCCCAGUGGCUGGACAUGGAAAUGUGUGUGCCCUUCCUAUGCCUACUUACGCUGAAGGCAACACGCGCGAUAUCACUCCUCAGUCGCUCUCCCAGUCAUUCACAGAGUCGCACAUCUCCUCAUAUGGAAGCCUUGGACGACCAACGAGCUCUCACGGGGCUGAACACAAGCGUCGCGGCUCGCUCGGGAUCUUUGGAUGGAUGAAGCAAUCGGGCACCAAGCGCUCAGAACCCAGCUCGCCCGUGGCCUCGAACCCUUUCCUAGGCGAAGGAGUCGUUCGUGAAAGAGAAAGAGAACGAGCCUCCUCGCGCUUGGCGUACGAGAGCCCUGCUCCGGACGUUGAUCCCCCUGUUUCUUGCUCCCGCGGUGCAGCGCUCGACGCAGAUGUCAUUGCAGCUAAUGCCAAAUAUCAGUCUCGCAUUGGCGAGGAAGAAUCCGCACGUCGACCUCGCUAUAUGGAUCGACGAGCUCGGCGUGCUUGA